This is a messenger RNA of Linum trigynum, 5149 nucleotides long. The record is from the annotation of a GenBank genome assembly. NCBI's taxonomy places the organism in Eukaryota, Viridiplantae, Streptophyta, Magnoliopsida, Malpighiales, Linaceae.
ACUACACUCGUGAUAAUGCCAAGUGUAACAAAGACAUUAUCGUAGUAGUAUAGUGAUACAAGUAAUAAAAUAUUGAAUCCACGAGUCUCUAGAUUUGUUAUUACUCAACUUCAUAUUAUUAUUUAGCAUAACAUAUUCAGAGUAAACAACCAAACUACUCUACAAACUAAAGAAAAUGUUAGACUAAUUAAUUACAGGUUGAAAACUCACUUUGUUAUUGAUUCCCUCUAGUCACUAUAGUCAGAUUGAUGAUGCUCAAACUUGUUUCACUCUUUAUUUAAAAAAAUGAGGAGAAUUCUUGAAUCUCAAUUAAAUUAAACUCCAAUUAGGAUGUACAUUUGCCUUAUUGUCAACUUCAUGUCAUCAUCACCUAUGGCCAUGGUCGAUCGUACCAAAUGUCAAUUGCUUAAUUAUUAAUCCCGUACUAUCUCCAUUUUUACUAUUAUUACGUUAUUUUCUCAUUGUACAUCAUCCCAUAUAUUGAAAAUAAAAAUGACCAUAGUCGUCAUUUUCUUGCUAUAAGUAUAUCCAUUGUCUUAUGCCGCUGGCUGAGUUGCCGAACAUUAUGAUACCAUUGUUCGUUGAAUUUGAAUUGUUCUAUAAUUAUUAACAGUUAAUAUCUACUAAGUCGUUUUUAGCAGGAAUUAAUAAAUUGAUUUUAAUUUGUUGUUAAAAAUUAUAACCAGACAUUAUUAAAUUAAAAGUAUAAUAGCUCAAAACAACAAUUACUGUACAUCCGAACUGCUUUUCAUGUUCAUUGUGACUCAAAAUUACUAUUCAUUGAGUUCUUAUUGGUUGUUGCUUUAAUGUGGGUCCAGAUUUCCUUUCCUCUCCUUUUGAACUAUCGUCGAGACUGUGGGUUGGGUCUGACAUGAAACCCUCUGCGAGGAAAAUCGCGCUGGUCACAAUUCGACGGCAUAGACCCGGUAAGGUCAAGAAGCACUCUUGGAAUGCUGAUGGGAUUAGGGAUGACAAAAAUAUCCGUAACCGUGGAUAUCCGUCCGAAUCCGACCUAAUCGGGUUGGGUAGAACCCGAACCCGAAUGACAUUUAGUGGGUAUGGGUAGAAUCCGAACCCGAAUAUUGCAGGUGAUGGGUGGGCAUGGGUUUCUCACUAUCCAACCCGAACCCGCCCGAUUAUACACAUGCAUAUGUAUUCUGUCUAGAAAUAAUCAUUUUUUUCUCUAACAUAUUUUAUAUUUAGCAUAUAAAUAUAACAUUUUCAUGAAAUUAUGUUGUUUUAAUUAAUUUUCUUCAUUCUAGUGAAUUAUUGUCGUACUUGUUUUCUUACGUAAUGUGAGAAUACGUGUGAAUGUUAACAUAUUGGUUAUAGUUAUGAAGAAAAAUCAUUACCCAUGGAUAACCAUGGAUACUCGAAACCCGAACGGGUAUGGGCAUGAUUUUAAUUUUCUACCCGUUUCACAUGUGGGUAUGGGUAUGGGUAAAACCCAAACUACUUUGGGUACAAUAACGGAUCUGCACUAUCCGUCCCCGACCCGAUCCAUUGCCAUCCCUAGAUGGGAUGUAUCUGCCAGCUUUUUUUCCGAUUUUGUUUGGUUACUUUGGAUUGGGGCUCAGUAUCUAUGCGUUGGAAGUUGGUAGCCAACCAUAUUUCCCCUCUUUUUAUCUUUUUGAUGGAGGUUUGUUCAUUGUUGCCCUUUGCGUUUGUACUUUUGUGAGGGCGAUGCUUUUUGACCACUUUACACAGGUGGCAGAGAGUUAUUGUUGGAUGUUGUCAGACAUGCCAUUUUGUCACCGUCGAAUGCUCUCGGUGGGAGAAGAGUAACUCCCCCUUUUGAUUGACGCAGGCAUUCCUUGCAGAGAGAGGAUGGAGUGUGUCAGUGGGUGGAGGUAUCAGAGAAGGCAAAAAAUAACAACAACUCUUUUUCGUCGGCGGAGAUGCUGGGGAAGGGGAGCCUGGGGACGGUUUGACCAGGGAACAGAGGACCGGGCCGAAUCCCACUUGACUGGACCACUCGGAUCAGCCUGGUACUCGGAUCCGCCCGCGGGCUAGCCAAGAUCCACGAGGAAUAUCGGUCGGCCCGAAUCCCGCACGGCAACGUGAAAUCCUCCAACGUCCUCCUCGACAGAAACGGCGUCGCUUGGAUCGCCGAUUUCGGCCUCUCCCUGUUGCUAAACCACUGGCGGAAUCAGGGGGUGGCCACCCCAGGCCUCGGCCCAGCCCUUCUCUGGAUCCGUAGUUACUAUAGACGUUAUGAAAUUUUUGAUUUCAGACAUUCAAUCCAGUGUUAUUCUAUGAUAAGAUUGGUUUUAACUAGAAAAAUUAUCAAGUUGAACAUAUUCAAAUCACUAUUCUAAAUUUAGACUAUGAAAUUUUAGCCCCAAAGAUUAUGCUUCUAAAAAAACAAUGAAACCUAAAAUUCUAAAAAGUUAAAAACGUAAAAGACUAAAAGAAAUAUGAGGUUUGUUCCCUUACAAAUUUACUAAAGCAGCUGGUGUGCAGAGAUGGACACACAAUGUAAAUUGAUUAGUCGAUUGAUUUAUCUAGUGUUGAUGCUGCUCGUUUCAAAAGCUACUACGAAGAGAACCUUUUUAACAAUGAAACAUGUGAGAACUGAUUUGCUCAACAAAAUGAGCGAUGAAUUUUUCGCCGAUUGCUCAAGUAUUUUAUUUGACACAGUGUAUACUAUUGGUAUGGAUGUAGACUUCAUUAUUGAUGCAUUCCCUAAAUUAAAAUACAGUUGUGUACAAUUUACAUUGCAAAAAGCUAUAAUCAUUAUAUUUUUUUACGGUUCUAAUUUUUUAAUGAAAUGCGGCCCAGUGCUCUUCUAUGUUCUGGAUCCGCCGCUGUGCUAAACCCAGUCCAUGUCAUCGCCAGGCUGGGCGAGUACCGAGCUCCCGAGCAGAUGGAGACCAAACGGCUCUCUCAGAACUCCGACGUGUACAGCUUCGGCGUCCUCCUCCUCGAAGUCCUCACCGGAAGAGACCCCGACGAAGUCGUGGCCGCGGCGGGGGCAGGGGAUCUGCCGGGGUGGGUGAGGUCGAUGGUGAAGGAGGAGUGGACGGCGGAGGUGUUCGAUCAGGAGCUGAUGAGGUACAAGAACAUCGAGGAGGAGAUGGUGUCGAUGCUCCACGUGGCGCUCGCCGCCUGCGUGGCUUCGGCGCCGGAGAAGAGGCCCGAGAUGGUGGAGGUGGUGAGGAUGAUUGAGGAGAUCAGGGUGGAGCAGUAGCCGUUGAGGGAGGAUUGCGACGAGUCGAGGAACUCGCUCUCGCCGUCACUUGCUGCUACUACGGAAGAUUGAAUUGGAGGGAUUCUCAUCUCUUUCGUAAGUGUAGUAAGUUGUUUUUUUAGUUGAUUAUAUUACUUGUUGUUUAUGUUGGAUCUCUCAAGCCCAGCAAAGUUUGUAGAUGGUAGCUAGUUGCCUAGUGUGGUACUUGUUUUUGUUCAAGUCUUUGUUCGUGUGAAGUGCUCUUGUUCAUUUAGGAGGCCAACUCUGCCUGUCCCACGAUCUGGUUGUUUCAUAUAUGGGCUAGCUUCUAAAACUGAUGUGCUUUUUUCCCCUACCAUUCUACCUAGGGGUGGGCAACGGGAAACGGGUAUUUGGGUAUACCCGUACCCGUCCCGUUUUUUAAGGGUUACGAGUACCCAUAUUACCCGUAAUAUUUUAAAUGGAUGGGACUUGGGAUUGUACAGUCCUAAUAUGGGUACCCGCGGGUUACCAGCGAAUACCCAUUUGGGUAAUAUGGGUACCCGUUGUACCCAUUCAAAUUACAAAGACAUAUAAUUCAUCUUCUCUUGGAGCAAGUAAUAUGGGCGUCAGACUAACUAUAGAACCUGUAACAGUAAAAAAACCCUUACAUUCAGCAUCCACCAAAAACAACCACCAACAAAAGGGGUAAGCUUAAAGUAAAUAUUACCUGGCACAACAAGGCGACUGUAGUUCCGGACAUGUCCUAGUCCUCUUGGAGCAAGUAAAACCUGUUAACACGGUUGCAAAUCAGACUUGUCUUUACUUUUCCAACACAAAAGGAUAUGAAUUCAUUCAGAACUGGGGAGCAGCACCAGCCGCAAUCACAUGAUUCAAUUACAAUUCGGUAACUUCUAACCCCAUUCCCUCACAGGGCAUAUUCAGUUAUUCGGUAACUUCUAACCUCAUUCCCUCACAGACGCAACACGCACAUUCAACGGCUGAGUUCUGUGUAGCUUUUUUUACUGUUUCCCCUUCCUUGAUUCCUUUUCAUCUUCAUCAUCAUCCCUUCUUUGGGUUGUAGGAAUUGGUGUAAGUUGCUACUUGUGCAACCAUUUUGUGUUUUGAAAUGAAUGCUUUGGAUGUAAUUGACUAAUUGUCUUUAGAUAAAAUGUGAUUUAAACUUUGGGUAUUUAUGGGUAGUAUGGGUACCCGUUAUCCGUCCCGUACGAGUAAUGGGUACCCGUUUCCCAUAUGAGUUUGGGAUAUGGGAUGGACUUUGGUCUCUAAAUGGGACUGGGUACCCGUUUAAAACGGGACGGGUAUCCCGUCCCGUUGCCCACCCCUGAUUCUACCAAGUCACAUAUGGGCUUUACAUACAUUUUGCACAGAGAAUGUCCAACCCUAGCUCUCUCAUUCAGAUAAUAAAAAGCCCAAUCAUAGGCCCUUCAAAACAAAUCCUUCUUUGUUUAUUUGUGAUGUUUUGCACGGAACAAGUGAUUAUUAUAAGGGAAAUUGUUAAGUAAGCAAAACAACUGCCCUUAAACGCUAAGCAGCGGCUCCCUCCUUGAGACUUGAAAAAGCGACGGCCCAUUGGUUUUGUUUUUUGGGGAGUUAUUCUUUUCUUUGACCUUUGCGGAAAACUCUCUUUGACCUUUUCCUUUCCUGAGGGCGUCACCCCACUUUCCAAUUUCGCAUCCCCCACAUUUUCCACGUAGGCUAACAAAUUAAAACAUGCAUGUGACAGUAAUGUAAACAACACCGUUCCACCUACGCAGCCGAAGCACGUGGGUUACAAUACCCGCCAAGAAUAUGUUGCCUCGCCGCGACCCCGCCAACAAGUUCGCGCUGGGUAACCCACGCGCCACAUGUUUCGCUUACCUCUUGCCCACUAUUGGUGUUUAUUGCCUAUGUCGCGGUUGUGCUAGAGCAUCAUGCACCCUGGUUGCAUAGUGCGACACGUGGCAUGCUAUGCGUGUUUAAGAAAUUGGAUUACAGACC